AAUCUAAAUUCUGUCACUUGGAAUUCAGUUGUUGAUUUGAACCCUCCUCAAACCUAACUUGACCUGACUGUCGCGGACCGUCGACCGUGUUCAUUUUCUUUUCACAUUUCUUCUCUCUCUUCGUGAACUUCCGUGCGUUUGGAGUUCAUUUAAUCACUCUUAUCAGUCAUAAAGAAAAUAUGCCACGAGAAAUCAAAGAGAUCAAAGACUUCCUGCUAAAAGCCAGGAGGAAAGAUGCAAAGUCUGUGAAAAUCAAGAAGAACGCCGACAAUGUUAAGUUCAAAGUUCGAUGCUCCCGAUUUUUGUACACCCUUGUUAUCACAGACAAGGAGAAGGCUGAGAAGCUCAAGCAAUCCUUACCACCAGGUCUACAAGUAAAGGAAGUAAAAAGGAGUGAACGUGUGUAAAAUGACUAAAUAAAGCAAUCUUCUUUAACACAA
Molecule: messenger RNA, 440 nt
Organism: Monomorium pharaonis (pharaoh ant)
Lineage: Eukaryota; Metazoa; Arthropoda; Insecta; Hymenoptera; Formicidae
Gene: RpL38
Product: 60S ribosomal protein L38
Exons: 5
Coding region: 180-407 (75 amino acids)
Biological process (GO): protein-RNA complex assembly; translation
Cellular component (GO): ribosome; cytosolic large ribosomal subunit
Molecular function (GO): structural constituent of ribosome
Source: RefSeq, a predicted model, not a curated record